UUAAAUUAGCAGGUUCAUAAGAUCUUUGGUCCAGAAAGGAAAAAAAGAAACAAAGAAGUGAUUUAUGAGAGAUUUAAUGCAAAUUUAAUCAGAUUCCAGUCGGUAUCUAAUUGGAGAUAAUUAAGCGACGAUCUUUCGAGUAAUUCCCACUAGUGACUAUAAAAAUAUUAGGAACAAGAAAUGCUAGUGUAAUUAAAAUAAAACAUUGCAUAAUAAAAAGUGGAAUAAGAGUUGUGAUUAAUAUAAAAACAAAUUGUGUGAAAGAUAAAUAAAAACAAAAAUGUUAGCGAGAAUAUUGAUUUGCUUGGUCGUUUUACAAGUUUGCAUCAAUGGUCAGAGUUUCUUGUCAUUUGAUCCACACUCACAAGAAUGUGCACUCGUUAUGGGCCCAGGACGAUCAUCAGCGUUCGACUAUGGCGUGAAUUUAUUCCGAGGGACCUUAGGUCCACAAGUUCAAUCGCAUACUUGCAUCACUUAUGAUGCCGUCAAUCAAGCUUACAUUGAUGCGAGAAAAAGAAUUCGUGUUGCGACUCCGAAAGGUGAGUGGAAGCCUGAAGACAUCGCGACAGUUGGUGAACUAUUGUUGGACAUGUCGAUACAACUUGCAAGAACCUAUGGAUUGAGCUACGAAGACAUAGAGAAGGGACUGCCGCAAAUUGACACAUCAAAAACUCUUGUUCGCGAGGUGUGCCCACCAUUCUUAUCAGGUGUUGAAUGUCGUCCGGGAAAGUAUCGUCGAGUUGAUGGUCUAUGUAACAAUUUAGAGAAUCCAACAUGGGGUGCAGCCAACACACCAUUCCAACGUUUAAUCGGACCACUUUAUUCAGACAGUAUCGGAUCACCGCGUAUCUCUGUGACUGGUCAUGAUUUACCACUUUCCCGAGUUGUAUCACGCACAAUUCAUCCCGAUGAAGGUUAUCAUGAUCAUGCGGGAACUGUUAUGAUCGUUGCUUGGGGACAGUUCAUGGAUCACGAUUUGACAUUGACUGGAACGCCAUUGGAUCCGAGAAGUCGAAAUGAUCCCGAAGAAUGUUGCAAACGUCCAUUACAUUUGAAGCAUCCUUAUUGUAAUGAAAUGCCUAUUCCUGAUGAUGAUUAUUUCUAUCGUUUAUUCAAUGUUAAAUGCAUUGAUUUCGUCAGAGCUUUCCCAUCACCACGACCUGGUUGUAAGUUGGGAUCACGUUUACAAUUUAACACUUUAACAGCUGUUAUUGAUGGCAAUACAAUCUACGGUGUCAGUGAAAAGUAUACUAGAAAGUUGAGAACGGGAUUCGGUGGAUUUUUGAGAAUGAAUCCAGUCUUUUCUGAAUAUGGCUUGAAAGAUUUAUUGCCACUUAAACUCGACUAUCCAGAUGAAGGUUGUUCAAGACCAAACAAAGGAAUGUUCUGCUUCGAAGCUGGUGAAAUUCGUGUCAAUGAACAGCUCGUUUUGACUUGUAUGCAUACAUUGUUAGCUCGUGAACAUAAUCGUUUAGCAACUGAGUUAUCUCGCAUUAAUCCACAUUGGGAUGAUGAAACACUUUUCCAAGAAGCGCGCAGAAUAAACAUCGCUAUCAUUCAACAUAUCACUUACAAUGAAUUCCUACCAAUUAUUUUGGGUAAAGAAGUUAUGGAGAAGUUCGGUUUGUUGACACAGAAAGAAGGAUAUUGGGAUGGUUAUGAUCCACAUGUUAAUCCAGCUAUUAUUGAUGCUUUUGCUGCUGCUGCCUUCCGUUUUGGUCACACACUUUUACCGACUGCUGUUGAACGAUGGUCCAAGGCUCACAAAUUCAUUGCUUCGAAACGUCUUUCAGAUCUCAUUCGUCGUCCAUUUGAUUUGUAUCGUGCUGGUGUCAUGGAUGAAUAUUUAAUGGGUUUAAUGAAUCAAGUCGCUCAAGCUGUUGACGAUUCAAUUACACAAGAAGUUACGAAUCACUUAUUUAAGAAGGAAGGUGAACGCUUUGGCAUGGAUUUAGUGUCAUUCAACAUGCAACGUGGUCGCGAGUUUGGCGUGCCUGGUUUUAAUGAAUUCCGCAAAUUCUGUGGUCUUCAUAUGGCUGAAACAUUUGAAGAACUCUUUGGAUCGAUGCCUAAUGAAACUGUUCGACGAUAUCAAAGUAUAUUUGAGCAUCCACUUGAUAUUGAUCUUUGGAGCGGUGGAGUUUCGGAGAAGUCAUUGCCCGGCUCUAUGCUUGGCCCAGUUUUCUCUUGCAUCAUUGCAACACAAUUCAGUUAUUUAAAACGAGGUGAUCGCUUCUGGUAUGAGCUUCCGAAUCAACCUUCAUCAUUCACACCCGAACAACUACAAGAAAUACGGAAAGUUAAAUUAGCUCGCGUGAUGUGCGACAAUACUGAUCUGAUUGACUCCAUUCAAAUUUAUCCAAUGGUUUUGCCUGAUCAUGAGCUAAAUCCUCGUGUGCCCUGCAAAUCUGGAAUAAUUCCUUCCAUAGAUCUUUCUAAAUGGGCUGAAGAUUUCGAUCACUACUCGCCUCAUCAAUACCAAUUCCUUAACGAUGUAUCCGACAUCAACUACAAGAAGUAAAAAUCUUACCACCAUCAUCGGAUUCUUAAGCAGAUACAAAAGAAAAUUUCUUUCAUAACUUCUCAAGCGAGGCUCAAAUUUUUGUAACGUCAUCAUCGGGAUCACAAUUUAUUUAUUGAUUUGAAUACAAGUCUGAAAAAAUCUGCAAAGUAUGCGACAUGAAAUUACAAUUCAUCUUCUGGAGUUGAUUGGAGUAAAGCUUUCGUUCUGCAUCAUCAUUAGACUUCUACUGACAUCAUCAUUAUAAUUAUUAAAUCUUUUGCCAUUUCAUCCAUUACCUUCCUUUCUUCUUUAUUUAGUUUCGUUUCGAAAGUCAUCUAAGUUUAAACUUGAAUUAAAACUCUCAUCAUUUGUCGUCGUCAUUUUUUAUUUUUUAUUGUUUGAUUUUUGUUUUCUGCAUUUACAAUUUAUUUUCUUGCCAUUUCUUUAACCAAGUCUUUUCAUUGUCAUUUAUCUACUUCUUUGUCAUUCACUAAGUUUUUUCAUCAUUUUGUAUAUUAUCCAUUAUGUGUUUCAAAUCUAACAUUGAGUCUUAUUUAAAAUAAUCUUGAAUUUAAAAAAAAAAGAAGACAUGCCAUGCCAUAUAAAAAAUUAUACAAUUUUUCUAACGUUGCAUCUUUUUCGUUAGCAAAAUUUUUCAUCGACAUUUAUGAUUAUAAGUGCUUCUCGAUUAAAACGAAAUUAAUGUUUUGUGUACCUUACGUAUUUGCCUUUUGUGUGUAAAUAAAAAUGAGAUUCUAAAAUUUAA
Messenger RNA from Clunio marinus, 3269 nucleotides. The record is from the annotation of a GenBank genome assembly. Lineage: Eukaryota; Metazoa; Arthropoda; Insecta; Diptera; Chironomidae.